CACUCUCAGUCUUCUUCUUUCCCAAAGGAGGAGGCCAGUAUCUCUCAUAUAAUCUCAUCUCAUUUUCUUUUCUCCCAAGGUUUCAACGACCAAAGUUUAUUACUUUUUGUUUAAUUCAAUCCUCGAGAUCUUUGCACGAACAAAACUGUUUCUUUUUCUUGACCCACCAAAAAAACAGUUGGUAUUUUUCUGCGAGAAAGCAGAGAAUUUCAGUGUGUUCGAUUUAGGUUUUUUUCUUUUCAAAAUAUCUGAAGGGUUUGUUUGAGUCGAUUAUUUGGAUUUUAGCAGAGGAGCUAUGCUCAAGGUCUUAGCUGAAAUUCUCGCUUUCUAUCACCAUUUUUUGUUUCUCUUUCUGAUUUACGGUGGUGAGUCUGCAAGGGAAAUUCUCUGUUUUUUCUGAAAAAAAUUUCUGUGAAAAUCUUCAAGUUUAUGUUGGUGUAUGGUUCUCCUUCUAAGGGCUUUUUACUGUUCGUAACAUUAUAGGAAUUUAGGACACUUCUUGUUUAGAUGGGAAUUGAUAUCACUCAACGGAUAGAGAGGUUGCCUCACUACUUUAAGAUGCACUCUUCCAUGUGCUUAGAACUGAAGAGCUUAGUUGAUAGAAUCAUGAGCAUCUUUCCUGAUAUAGAAGAUGCUCGACCCGGAAGCUCCUCAGGGAUACAAACUCUAUGUUUGCUCAACACAGCUUUGGAGAAAGCUAAGCUGCUUCUUCAGUACUGCAGUGAAUCAAGUAAACUCUACAUGGCAGUAACAGGAGAUGCUAUACUCUCAAGAGGCUGUAGAGCAAAAAAAUCAUUAGAGCAAACCUUAAUUGACAUCCGAAGCAUGGUGCCAACUGUUUUGGCUAUCAAGAUAUCUCAGGUAGUCCAAGAUCUUAGAUCAACUGUUUUGACACUGGAAUCAUCUGAAGAAGAAGCUGGGAAAGCUGUUAGAGAACUGAUGCAACGGAGCACAUCUUCUUCUGUUUCUUCGGAUGAGAUCAGAGAUUUCUAUUUCGCAGCACUAAAGCUCCAGCUUUCAACACCCGAAGCCAUUGUGAUAGAGAGAAGAUCAUUAAAGUCGCUUUUGGAGAAGUUAGGCGAGUGUCAAGUGGACAAGAGACAGAUUCUGAAGUAUCUUCUCUGUCUCCUGAAAAAGCAUGAAAGAAUCAUCUGGAGAGAUCAUAAAGACAACUCUUCUUUCACACAGCAUCAGCCUGUCAAUGAUUCUGUGUGUGCUAGUGUUGCAGAGGCCGGGUGUUCUGAGGAACGCAAUGAUACGCUUCCCGAGCAGUUUAAAUGCCCGCUUUCUCUGACCGUGAUGUAUGAUCCUGUCCUCAUUUCUUCUGGUCACACUUUUGAGAGGAUGUGGAUUCAGAAAUGGUUCGAAGAUGGUAAUGUUACAUGUCCUAAAUCAAAAAGGAUGCUGGAUGAUCUCACGUUGAAGCCCAACGUAGCGAUGAAGGUUCAGAUAUCAAAAUGGUGCUCGAAGCACGGUCUUGAUGUUCAAGAUCCAACAACGAAGCACACAAAGGCUUUGCAGAAUAUUGACUUCUCUGUUUCCAUUGCUAGCUUUGGAAGUUCUCUGUACGAUAUCCCAGAUCUCGGCUGCUUCUCGAGCACGGAUUUCAGCUCGAGCUUUUCCACUGAUUCUCCAUCCUUCUCUAAGAUGUCAAAGGGUGGUUACUUCAUGCCAAUGCAGACGAUAAAUUCUGAGUCAGGCACUGUUACCACAGAUUCUAGUCACAGCGAGAUGGAAAUAGAGCCCUUAUGUGAACUCUCCAACCUUCCAUUUGAUGCGCAGAUCAAGGUCAUCGAAGAUGUAAGAAGUCGUUAUGAGCACAAUACUCGCGCUUUUCGGUUUAUGUCACCGAGUAAGUUUCUUGAGCCACUUAUCACAUACUUGAAGAAUGCUCACGAAAGAAAUGGCACCACUGGAGACAUAAUAAAGAGUGGAUUGAAUUUGCUAUUGAAUUUCCUCAAUGGGAACAGGAGGGCUAUAGAAUCUUUGGAAGAAGACGUUUUCAAAACGUUGUCGAUCUUUCUCGGGUCCGAUUCCGUGGUAGUAGCUGAAGAAGCUCUGAACGUAUUUGAGAUUCUCUCUAAUAAUCCGCAAUGUCUCUCCAAGUUAACUUCAUCAGGCUUUCUCUCUUCCCUUUUGAAGAUCACCGAGUCUGGAGCACAACAUCUCCAAGAACAAGCUAUGAUCACACUCAAGAACCUUUCCUCAAGCAAUGAGAUCUGUCUGGAAAUGGUGUCUCUCGAUUUCAUCAAGAAGCUCACAUCGUUCUUGCAACAGUUUUUUUUCAGCAAACAGUCGAUCAUCAUUCUGAGAAACCUCUGCAACACCGAGAAAGGUCGGGUCUGUAUGACCGAAACACCGGGUUGUAUAGCUUCCAUAGCUGACUUACUCGAAUCAAAUGUUCCCGAGGAGCAAGAGAAUGCAAUCUCCAUCCUCCUACAGCUCUGUGUGCAGAAGAUGGAGUAUUGCUACCUUGUCGUGAGAGAAGGCGUUGAUAUUUACUCAUCUCUUAUCUUAAUAUCCAACAAUGGAACCGAGGAAGCGAAGGUGGGUGCAUCGGAGUUGCUUAGAGCUCUUGAAGAAAUAGUCAGAGAAGAAGAAGAAGAAGAAUCCUCCAGACCAGAGGGAGCAACUGCCGCAACCACUUCACAGGUUUUUACUCAUCAGGAGCCUAUACUAACAACACCAUCUCCAAAGAAAUCUGGUCUUUUUGGAUUCACUUUCUCGAGUCUCAAGAAGAAGAAAAGUAGAUAAACGGAUAAGUUUUGUUAGGAUGUCUUAACUUAGUUUUGAAAGGUUAUAAUACUUUUUUGUGGUUCCAUCUUUGUUGACUUAGGUUUGUAUAUUUUAUUACCACUCCGAAGGGCCUCCAUUAAUGCAAGUGUAGUUGUAAGUUAAUAGGGAAAGAAUUGUGAGGAAGAUAGUUUGCAAUUUGUAAAUCAUU
Molecule: messenger RNA, 2944 nt
Organism: Eutrema salsugineum
Lineage: Eukaryota; Viridiplantae; Streptophyta; Magnoliopsida; Brassicales; Brassicaceae
Product: U-box domain-containing protein 5
Exons: 5
Coding region: 508-2754 (748 amino acids)
Biological process (GO): protein ubiquitination
Cellular component (GO): cytoplasm; nucleus
Molecular function (GO): ubiquitin-protein transferase activity
Source: RefSeq, a predicted model, not a curated record